Molecule: messenger RNA, 2682 nt
Organism: Carassius carassius (crucian carp)
Lineage: Eukaryota; Metazoa; Chordata; Actinopteri; Cypriniformes; Cyprinidae
Gene: gpr146
Product: G protein-coupled receptor 146
Exons: 2
Coding region: 373-1374 (333 amino acids)
Biological process (GO): G protein-coupled receptor signaling pathway
Cellular component (GO): membrane
Molecular function (GO): G protein-coupled receptor activity
Source: RefSeq, a predicted model, not a curated record
AGGACUGUGGGGGAGGGUCACGUGACGUGUGUACACACACUGUAGAGUUCAGCACCACUCGAUUCGUAGUAAGAUCCUCUGCCUCCUCCCCAUUCCAGAACAAGCUUUGACGGGCCAGAGACGAAUAUUACCAUCUGUAACUGUGUUUACGCUACAUUUCGGCGCCUUGAUCGAUCGCAUCUUUACUUACUUCAUUUUUGACGAUGUACCGGUAGUCUAACUACCGGUUUGGGAGCUUUUGUCAAAGUAUCCGAGGAGUAAUGUCAAUGGAAAUACAGCAGAACCCGAUGCCUCCGUAGAGCUGCCUCAGUACCAAGAACUGGUCCUCCGCUGAUUCAGAAAGAAGGAUCGGACACCUUUGGAAAUCUAGAAAUGUGGAGCUGCAUGGUUUACAAUCAGACAGAUGCCAGUGUGGAUCUCCAGCUCUGCCAAGAUUUUGGACUCAUUCUGUCCAUCUUCUCUCUUGUUUACCUCAUCAUCUGCUUUCCAGUGGGGCUUUGCUACAAUGCCCUGCUGGUGGUGGUUAACCUUUCCAACAAGGUCACCAUGACCAUGCCUGAUGUCUACUUUGUGAACAUAGCCAUUGCUGGAUUGGUGCUCAACUUGGUGGCUCCAGUAGAGCUGCUGGGGCCCAGUUUUACACGGUGGCCCAUGUGGGAGUACAACAACGAGCUCUACAUUACCCUUCUCAUUCUCUUCAACAUCUCCUCUCUGGUCAUCAUGUACUCCACAACCUUGCUCAGUCUGGACUAUUACAUCGAGCGAGCUCUCCCACGCACCUACAUGUCCAGUGUCUACAACACCAAGCAUGUUUGUGGCUUCAUCUGGGGUGGUGCCAUCCUCACCAGCUUCUCUUCGCUGCUCUUCUAUGUCUGCAACCACGUCUCUACUAAAAUCAUUGAGUGUUCCAAGAUGCAGAACAAAGAGGCGGCUGAUGCCAUCAUGAUGUUCAUUGGGUACGUGGUGCCGGCGGUGGCUGUGCUUUAUGCAUUCGUGCUAAUCCUCCGCAUCCGGAAGGAGUCCACCCCUUUGGACCAGGACUCUGGGAGGCUUGAUCCAUCUAUCCACAGGUUGUUGCUGGCUUCCGUGUGUAUGCAGUUUCUUCUAUGGACUCCAUACUACAUGACCCUUCUGGUGCACACAGUGGCUGGAGCUCCCGGGAGCCAUUCCAACAGGCAGCACCUUACCAAAUACUUCUUCCUGAGAUGUUUAUCUGAGCUGCUCGCCUUCUGCAGUAGCUUCGCCAUUCCCCUCAUGUACAGGCAAAUGAAUAAGAACUUUUCCCAUAAACUGCAGCGGCUUCUGAAGAGGCUGCACUGCGGGGACCAAUCGUGUCCUCACGAACACUCAACAGUACAGCAGGUAGUUACAUGAGAGCUCAUGUCCAGUCAGACCUGCUUCUCCCUAACUGGCACUUACUCUGAAUCCACAGAAGUAGAGCCAGCACAUGCAUGAACCUGGAUAUAUAUUGCGUGCUGAAAGGAAGUAUUUUGCUCACCACAAGGAGUGGUAUUUGUCUCUGUGAAAUUGUGGAACCUCAGUAACACUUAACAACUCAACUUUAUUUAUCAAUCUCUGCAGUGAAUGGGCGACCAAAAAGAAACCACUAAGUGCUGUUUUUGUGUAAGCUAUGUCUAUUAUUUGGGUUCUUGGGCCUGAGGAAAAUCUCAACCUAUCUGAUGGUCCUUUCAGUGGAGGUGGGGGGGGGGGGGUGUUGAAUGUUUGUAAUCUGUUAAAGGAUAUGUGUCGUAGACUUCUAAUGUGAUGCUUUUAAUCCAACCUCUUCCCUUUUAGCUCAAGGCUAUAUUUCACACCAGGCUCUCUGUGUUGUGGUCCACAACAGCAUAAGCUCUUCAGUCUGGAUUGAGUUUUCUGGUCACACUUUCCAUAAAACCUCUCUGGUAGAUGCAAAUAAAUGCAAUAUAAUUACCUCAAUUUCACACACCAACGGGCAUUACAUUGGAACGGUCUAACCAUCUUUUAGUCAGAAAUAACUUCAUGAGACUGAUAUCAUGGAGUGGGAAGGAUUGUGUGAGGUUGCGUGCUGGUGGUUGUGAGUGUGUGUUCUCGAGUGCUUGCUGCUAAGGUGAUGUGCAUCAUAAUUGCACAGCUGCUCAGCCAUAUUAAAUCCAAUCAGAUGUGUAUAGCUUAUUAAGACAAAGCUAUAGAAAUGAUCUACAAGACAAUGGAUCACCGUUUUAAGGUCAACUAGUUUUAGAUUUAAUCUUCAUUCAAAACAGUUAAAAACAUAAGUCUGUUACUACUGUAAUUAUUAUCCAUGCACCGUGAAGAUGUGGUUAACAAUUCAUGUCCCAAAAUGUGAAUCCAAGCCACACAAGUCCUGUUGAUACAAUCAAAUAUGUUUAAGUUCAUUUAACAGCUCUAUGCAGUAGAUUAUUUGGUAAAACUGCUCAAAUUUUCUACUGGAGUAUACAGUUUAUUUCUGAAAGUGUUGAUCGUACUUCAGUGCUUCUAAGAGAUGAAUCACAUAGGGAUAAAAUUUCCUUUCUGAUGCACAUAUUUAAAAGAGAUAGCUUUUAUUGAGAUUAGUUGCAUGAAUGAUUCAAUUGUAUGCAUAUAUAUAGAGAGAGAUAUGCAUCAAUGCUCUCUGAGAGAAAAUUAUAGACAUUUCCAGAAAAUAAAAUUCAGAGGCAGGAUGAGAAAUAGUACAGUUUAACCUAG